UCCAACAUCACAUUCGAGCACCCAUACUCUCGUAGUGACUACUUUUUCCAAAUUUCGUCUUUGAUAAAACUCGAAAGAUCAAACAAUGGCAUCAAACGCUUGCAAACUCCUUUGCCUUGUUCUCUUCUUCGCAUUCGUUAACCAAGGGUAUGGAGAUUGUCAUCUAAAUUACCUAUCUGUGAAACAAUCGAAGACCGGAAAAUUGGUUCAGAACAAACCAGAGUGGGAAGUGAGAGUAACAAACCCUUGCAAAUGCAAAUUCCAGUACACAACGUUGUCAUGUGUCGGUUUCCAAUCGGUUACACCCGUCGCUACCUCGUUGUUGUCGAAAUCCGGUGACUUGUGUCUCCUCAACGCCGGUAAAUUCAUCUUUCCACACGUGGAUUUCGUUUUCAAAUACGUUUGGGACACGAGCUUCGACCUCAAGGUUAUCGACGGCGUAAUCGUUUGUCCUUAAAUUUUCUAGCCGAAUUGUUUCGGUUUAAUUCGGUUUUGGUUCAUGUUAGGUAGGUCACAUGAAACUGAUGAUAUUUACUCAAAUGUUGUCCCAAACAUUAGCUUAAGGAUUAAUAAAGAUGUUUGCUUCAG
Molecule: messenger RNA, 588 nt
Organism: Arabidopsis arenosa
Lineage: Eukaryota; Viridiplantae; Streptophyta; Magnoliopsida; Brassicales; Brassicaceae
Source: the annotation of a GenBank genome assembly